AUGGCACCCAUUGCCAUCUCCACCGCAAACGGCCACACCAACGGCCAGGGCCACGGUAACGGCCACAGCCACGCCCACGCCAACGGUCACACCAACGCCAACAGCCACACCAACGCCAACGGCCACACCAACACCGACGGCCCCACCAAGAGCCAGUCUAAAGGUCACUCAGCAAGUGGCAUCCCGGUGGCCACCUUCAAGCCUCCCGCCACUACUGUUGCCGGAGUCAUCAAUGCUGUCGCUUCAGUGUCACUUGAGAGCAAGCGUCCACCACUGCCUCCCCGCCGCGCUGGCAGCGACUCGUCCGUUAACGGUACAGGCUUUGGUGCCAGGAGCACAGGUUCGGCGCCUUCUGUGUCUGGCGAGUCGUCCGGCAGCGAGCUCCGCUCGACGUUCCGUGACGUUGCCAACAGUGUCUGGGUUAUUACAGGCGCCCAUGAGGGCGUGCCCGCGGGAUUCACCGCCAUUAGCAUCAACUGCGUCUCCAUUGACCCACCCAUGAUCACGUUCAACCUCGGCCGCAACUCGAGCAGUCUGAACACCCUCACUCGUUCUUUGAGAUUUGCCGCUCAUCUCCUGGACCACGAUGCCGGAGACACUGCCAAGCGGUUUGCACAGUCUACAGACCAGCGUUUUGUCGACACAUCCAAGUGGGCGUGGCACGCGGACGGUCUCCCCGAGCUCCACGGGGUCUCCCUCGCCCGUCUGUCGGGAUCCAUUGUCUCCUUCUCUGCUGCGGGCGACAACCUCCUUGCCCUUUGCCGCGUUGAUACCACCGUUCGCCGUGAGGGACGUCCCCUCGUCCACCACCAGGGUGGGUACCACACCCUCGCUCCCCUCGGUGCCGCCGGUACCGCCGGUGCCGUCGCUUCUCCCCGUCCCCGCGAUCGCCGCAUUUACCUGAACGCAUUCGACAUGUGCUGUAUUGGCCACCAGAGCCCGGGACUGUGGACACACCCCUUCGACAAGGCGGACACGUACAAGGACCUCGAGUACUGGACCAACCUUGCUCAGCUGCUCGAGAAGGGCGGUUUUGACUGUCUCUUCCUCGCCGACGUGCUCGGCACCUAUGACGUCUACAAGGGCACGCGCGACACCGCUAUUGCCACUGCCACACAGGUGCCAGUCAAUGACCCUACUAUUCCCAUCUCGGCCAUGGCUGCCGUUACCAAGAAGCUCGGUUUUGGUAUUACCGUCAGCCUGACCUACGAGCUUCCUUAUGCUUUCGCUCGCCGCAUGUCUACUCUCGACCAUUUGACCAAGGGUCGCGUCGCCUGGAACGUCGUUACGGGUUACUUGAAGUCUGCUGCCCUCAACCUCGGCCUCACAGAACAGGUGGAGCACGACGAGCGCUACAACAUCGCCGAGGAGUUCAUCGAGGUCACCUACAAGCUCUGGGAGGGCUCGUGGGAGCAGGACGCCGUUGUGAAGGAUCGCCGCAAGGGCAUCUAUGCCGACCCGGCCAAGGUUCACGACAUCAACCACGAGGGCAAGUACUUCAAGGUCCCCGGCGCGCACCUGUGCGAGCCCAGCCCGCAGCGUACCCCCUUCAUCUUCCAGGCUGGCGCCAGCCCCAAGGGCCAGAGCUUUGGCGGUCGUCAUGCCGAGGCAGUGUUCAUUAGCGGCCCUACCCCAGCAUACCUGAAGAAGACAGUAGCCAGUGUGCGCAAGUCCGCCGUCGACGCCGGCCGCGACCCCUACGCCAUCAAGGUGUUCACCCUCGUCACCAUCAUCACCGGCGCGACCGACGAGGAGGCUCAGGCCAAGUACGACGACCUCAAGCAGUUCGUCUCGAUCGACGGUGCUCUUACCCUCUACGGUGGCUGGGCGGGUGUCGACCUCUCACAGGUUCCCCUGGACCAGCCCCUCCAGUAUGUCGAGAACGACUCGAUCCGCUCUGUCAACAGGAUGUGGAGCAAGCAGUCUGGUAUUGAGGAUGAGUGGACGGCACGCAAGGUCGGAGAGAAGAUUGCUAUUGGUGGCCUGGGACCACUGCUCGUGGGCAGUGGCAAGACUGUCGCGAAGACUCUCGAAGAAUGGGUGGAUAUUACGGACGUCGACGGAUUCAACUUGGCCUACGCCACGUCGCCUGGCACGUUUGAAGACAUUAUCGAGUACGUCGUCCCAGAGUUGAGGAAGUCGGGGCGCCUGCCACCCGUCGACCAGGAGGACGCUCGUCCCCUCACUCUGCGCGAGCGCCUCGGUGGCAACGCGCAUGUGGCACCCACACACCCUGCGUACAAGUACAAGAUUUCCAAGUAG
Apiotrichum porosum is the source of this 2262-nucleotide messenger RNA. RefSeq lists its product as uncharacterized. The coding region runs from base 1 to 2262 and encodes 753 amino acids. Gene Ontology annotation, molecular function: FMN binding; monooxygenase activity; oxidoreductase activity, acting on paired donors, with incorporation or reduction of molecular oxygen. NCBI's taxonomy places the organism in Eukaryota, Fungi, Basidiomycota, Tremellomycetes, Trichosporonales, Trichosporonaceae. The record is from RefSeq and is a predicted model, not a curated record. The transcript is spliced from 3 exons.